AUGUCGUGGAUCAUGAAAACCACCAAAAAUGCCGAACGAGACGAGGCGCUGCGCAAGCUGGAUUUAAUCGUCCCGCCGUCGCAAGAUGAUGUUGACGCUGGGACGAAGAAGUGCACCGGAUGGGCUUCAUUCAUCAACAAAACUGAACGACAGACAUUCAUUUCAAAUGCCUACACGGUCUUGACGAACAACGCAGAGGACAGCCUUAGUGGUUUCGAAGUCAAGCUGAAUGUUACAAUCGAUGAUACGGGCAGAAGAUGGCACGCCGCCCUUAGCGCUGUGAACAAGCAGCGCAAAGUGGCCAGGUCUAUCUCCUCGCCUCAAUCCGGUGAUACGCCAGGACUCGCACUUGCUGCUUUGGUAGAUACCGUCGCGCAGGAAGCGAGGGCUAUCCUAAGCCGUUCAAACGUAGGUGUGGCUGGUCCAUUCAUAAUGAGCACAAUCCAGGACAGAAAGCAGGCGAAGACGGAGCCAGACGACGCUCCGUUACCUUUCGAUUCAAGGCCCUCGCAACCUCGCCUACAUGCUGAUGUCUCCUCGGCGAGGAAUGGGAAAGAGUACAACAAGAAGCUGCGGGAACCGACACAAGUGAAUGCCUAUGGUAGACAGCGCAUUGUUCAGAGAAACUCCUAUCCUGUCCCACAGGGGCAACCGGCGGCUAUGAAUUACAGACUACCCGGUGGUUACGAGCGACAUCCAAUGAUGGACGCUCCACAAAAGAGGGAAACGGUCGAGCGACACUCUCUUGUUGAUGUUCUAGCUGAGCCGGCUGCUGUACAUCAUGACCCGCGUUCAGCCCGCGCGCAUCGUCCCUCGACAGGAGCUCUACGACAUCCCGAGAGACAACGCCGUUCAGCUGUCGAACAGCACGCCCCCACCAACGACCUGCUCCAGCCGUGGGCUGUCCAUAGCGGACGUGUUCAACCCGUACCGGCUCCAGAAGUAGAGGAAGGCUUGGUGAAUUGGGCAGCUUCCUUCAAAGAGGCAAACGACGCCGAUACAAAAAUUCCCAUGGCCGACACGCGCCCCCGCGCCGCCACUCUCUUCGAGGAAGUCAUAAUGAGACAGGGUCAUACGCUAGCCAACCCAAGCGUUCUCCAAGCAGCUCGAGGUGCCUACCCUGUGUCAGGCCCUCAUCAUCGACUGUACCACCAGAAAGAUGGCGAUGGACCUCCCGUAAGGUUACCUUCGGUGAGGAGACAUCCCCGCAUUGUGGAUCCCAAUCAAGUUCUUUUCCAAGGCGAGGGAGGGAUUGCACACACGAGACAUUUGCCAGUACCUCCGCCAAGCCACAGCAGGGAUGUCCGUCCACAUGGGAAAGUCCCAGAGAUGGUGCAGCGUCCGGUCAGGUAUGGUUCCCAGUCGGAGAACCUGGAAGGACCUUCCGGGACUGUCACGGUCUCAGCACAGGGAUCCCACAAUGGCAGUCAAAAAUCCGCCAUAGCGUCCUCUUCGAAGCAGAGGCAUCACCACGACGAUGCUGAGACCAUUGCGGAACAUGCCAAUGGCUCUUCGCAGUCGGAAUACGGGCAAAGAGACCAAACUGUCACAACGAGAAGUGUCUCAUCAAUUCCAGAUCGUUAUCGUCACCGCAGAUCAGGAGCCGUCAUGUCGCAGCGCGCAGUACUCCAUCAACCAGUUCGUCGCUACCAGAGCGCAGAAGCGAUCAUCACAAGCACCUCAAAGACCCCAAUCCCCAGCUCAAACUCAGCAAAAACAAAAGCCUCGGCCACAAAAGACAGCGGCAUGGACAUUCGUAUUACUGAAAGCUCACCCCCGAUCACUCACCCUGAUCCCCGAAUCACCGGAGCCGCGAGCCCGAUACUGUCGGAUUUCGGAGGCAUCGAACCCGUCGCCGCAACGAGGAUAGCUCCUGAUCCUGGUGGAAGGCCUGUGGCGCGGAUUGAAUCGAUGAACUCCAUUCGCUCGCAGCCGGUGGUGGUGACGAGACGUGAAUCGAUGAACUCCAUUCGCUCGCAGCAGCCGGUAGUGACGAGACGUGAAUCGAUGAACUCCAUUCGCUCGCAGCAGCNUGAAUCGAUGAACUCCAUUCGCUCGCAGCAGCCGGUAGUGACGAGACGUGAAUCGAUGAACUCCAUUCGCUCGCAGCAGCCGGUGGUGACGAGACAUGAAUCGAUGAACUCCAUUCGCUCGCAGCAGCCGGUGGUGACGAGACGUGAAUCGAUGACUUCUGUUCGAUCGCAGGAUUCUACUGCUCUGGUGGCUGGGGAUUCGACGGUACCUAUUGUUCGCUUGCCUCCGGUUCCGUCACAUGCGCCUGGAUCUAUUGCUCGCUUGCCGCCGGUAGAUGAGCUGAGCGUUGCUGUGAUGGAAGGGGGUGAGUGA
Ramularia collo-cygni is the source of this 2346-nucleotide messenger RNA. RefSeq lists its product as uncharacterized. The record is from RefSeq and is a predicted model, not a curated record. NCBI's taxonomy places the organism in Eukaryota, Fungi, Ascomycota, Dothideomycetes, Mycosphaerellales, Mycosphaerellaceae. Bases 1 to 2346 code for a protein of 781 amino acids. The transcript has 2 exons.